AUGGCCUCGUUUAAUGUGGUCACUGGAGAUCUUAUUCGUCUCAUUGAGACGCCUCAUGAAAAGCAACAGGACGUACUUGGCACUAUGGGCGGUCUUGAGGGCAUUGCCGUCUCGCUGAACGUUGAUCCACGCCAGGGAUUGGACUCGAAUAAUAUUGUUGAUCUGUCGAAUCGUGAAGAGGCAUUUGGGAAAAAUUAUGUGUCUCCACCUAAAGCCAAGAGCUUUUUGGAACUCAUGUGGGACGCUUUUCAGGACAUUACGAUCAUUGUGUUGACCAUUUCAGGUUUCAUUUCAAUCAUUCUGUCCUCGACGGUGGGGGACCAUCCUGAGACUGGAUGGGUGGAAGGAGCCUGUAUUAUUCUUGCUGUCGUGGUUGUGACACUCGUUACGGCCAUGAAUGAUUACCAGAAAGAGGCACAGUUUCGUGCAUUAAACGCUAUCAAGGAGGAUGAAAAGAUUAAGGUCAUUCGCAACGGUCAACCCGCUGAAAUUAGCAAGUGGAGUCUCGUAGUCGGUGACAUUGUCCGUGUUGAUCUAGGUGACAUUAUUCCUGCCGAUGGAAUCGUCUUUAACGCAAAAGAGAUGAAAAUGGACGAAAGUGCCAUGACUGGUGAGUCGGACUUACUGUCAAAGGACGCCGAGAACCCAUUUCUUCUCUCUGGUACCAAGGUCAUGGAGGGAGUUGGCAAGAUGCUGGUGAUAUGUGUGGGUGAAAACUCGCAAGCUGGUAUUAUUAAGAGCUUGAUUAACGGCAACCGACCAGGUGCUGCUGCCACUGGAGGCGGCAAUGCGGCUAUGAACAAGAAGAAUGGGGACUCGGAUGAGCAAAUCUAUAUCGAGAUCAAGACUCCUAAGGAGGGUACUCACGAGAACGAGAACACCAAGGGUGGUGACGAAGACGAUGAAUGCCAGUCUCCGCUGGAAGCCAAGUUGUACAACUUGACGGUACUAAUUGGCAAGUUGGGUACACUUGUGGCUCUUUUGGUGUUCGUCAUCAUGUCGAUCCGUUUUUCGAUUGACACAUUCGGUCGAGACAACAAGCCGUGGAAGAGUGGCUACAUCAGUGAUUACCUGAACUUCUUCAUUAUCGCUAUCACCGUGCUAGUGGUAGCCAUUCCCGAGGGUCUCCCACUCGCUGUGACCAUUGCUCUUGCCUAUUCUGUGAAGAAGAUGCUUGUCGAUAACAACUUAGUGCGUCAUCUGGACGCCUGUGAGACGAUGGGCAGUGCCACGACAGUGUGCUCCGAUAAAACUGGCACGCUGACGACAAACCGUAUGACCGUGAUGCAGUUGUGGAUCGGAGGUCAGGAAUUUUCGUCUGCUUCGGUGGGUGUCCAUGCGUUGUCAGACUCGACAAAGGAGGCAUUGUGCAUAGGUAUUGCUGUGAACUCGACGGCUGAGAUCCUUCUCCCUAAGGUGGAGAAUGGCCAGCCUGAACACACUGGUAACAAGACGGAGUGCGCUCUUCUGCAGUACAUUCGUGACGGCGGUAUGGAGUACCCAGAGCUCCGUGCGAACAACGAAGUUGUUCACAUGCUGACGUUUAGCAGUGCUAAGAAGCGUAUGUCGGUGGUAGUGCGUCGGAGUGCGACAACAUGUCGUGUGUACACGAAAGGUGCGACGGAGGUGGUGCUUGGUUUGUGCGAAAAUAUGCAGGACAUAAACGGUUCGAUUGAGGGCCUGAAUGAGGGUAUUAAAGCAAAGAUUGGCGAGGAGGUGAUUGAGAAGUACGCGUCGCAGGCGUACCGUACGUUGUGCUUGGCCUACCGGGACUUGGAUGUACCCGCCGAGGACACGACUGACUGGGCGGACGACGACUUGGAGAGGAACUUGACUUGUGUGGCCAUUGUUGGUAUUGAAGAUCCUGUCCGUCCGGAGGUGCCUGAUGCCAUCAAGAUGUGCGCCACUGCUGGUAUCACGGUGCGCAUGGUGACAGGCGACAAUAUUACGACUGCUCGAUCGAUUGCCAGCAAAUGCGGUAUCACGACGCCUGGUGACGGCUCGUUGAUUAUGGACGGCUUGACGUUCCGCAGCCGUGUGCUGGACGCACAGGGCAACAUCAUCCAGUCCGAGUUUGACAAGAUCUGGCCUAUGCUGCGCGUGCUCGCCCGUUCGUCGCCAAAGGACAAAUAUACGCUGGUAUCUGGAUUGAUGCAGAGCAAUGUUGUGCCGCACGGCCCUCAGGUGGUUGCUGUGACUGGUGACGGCACGAAUGACGCUCCUGCUCUGAAAAAGGCGAACGUGGGUUUUGCUAUGGGUAUCAGUGGCACUGCCGUUGCUAAGGACGCUUCGGACAUUAUAUUGAUGGACGAUAACUUCAAUUCAAUUGUAAACGCUAUCAAGUGGGGACGUAACGUGUACGACUCGAUCGCCAAAUUCCUGCAGUUCCAACUGACGGUAAAUGUGGUUGCCAUUUCUUUGGCGUUUAUCGGUGCAGUUGUGCUCGAGCAGUCUCCUUUGUCGGCUGUGCAGAUGCUUUGGGUGAACUUGAUAAUGGAUUCGUUCGCAUCGCUUGCCCUUGCGACGGAGGAGCCAACCCCGCAAUUGCUGGAGCGUAAACCUUACCCAAAGACUGAGCCGUUGAUUUCGAAGAAGAUGACAAAGCACAUUCUUGGUCAGUCGGCUUACCAGCUCAUCUUACUGCUGACACUUGUGUUCACUGGCGAGAAGUGGUUCAAUAUUCCGUCCGGCCGUUUCACGGACCUUGUCGAGGGUGAGGAAAAUGACCCGACGCAGCACAUGACGAUUGUGUUUAACACGUUCGUGUUGGCGCAGCUAUUUAACGAGCUGAAUGCCCGUAAGAUCCAUGACGAGAUCAACAUCUUUACGGGAAUCACGAAGAACCCUGUGUUUCUAUGGGUGUGUUUGCUGCAAGUUGCUAUGCAGUACGCGAUGGUGCAGCACACUGGUAACUGGUUCAAGUGCAAGCCACUUGACCUGAACCAGUGGCUUGCCUGUAUUGGGAUGGGCUUUGUGUCACUGCCACUUGGUUUGGCGUUACGCCUGAUUUCUAUGAAGAACGCUCCAAGCUGGAUGACACUCUGCCGCGAGGCCGACAUGGACGAGGUACGCGAAAUUACGUCUGGCCGUGGCCAGGCACUCUGGGUGCGUGGCAUUACUCGCCUUCGCGCUCAGAUUCGCGUAGUCAAGGCCUUCCAGAAGGGAAUGCAGCCCAAGUCUCUCAUCAAGGGGUAG
Peronospora farinosa is the source of this 3195-nucleotide messenger RNA. The record is from the annotation of a GenBank genome assembly. Lineage: Eukaryota; Oomycota; Peronosporomycetes; Peronosporales; Peronosporaceae.